Penicillium oxalicum is the source of this 3393-nucleotide messenger RNA. It is a transcript of the gene hmg1, whose product is annotated as HMG-CoA reductase. Lineage: Eukaryota; Fungi; Ascomycota; Eurotiomycetes; Eurotiales; Aspergillaceae. Gene Ontology annotation, biological process: coenzyme A metabolic process; isoprenoid biosynthetic process; ergosterol biosynthetic process. Gene Ontology annotation, cellular component: endoplasmic reticulum membrane; peroxisomal membrane. The transcript is spliced from 3 exons. Gene Ontology annotation, molecular function: protein binding; hydroxymethylglutaryl-CoA reductase (NADPH) activity. The record is from RefSeq and is a predicted model, not a curated record. The coding region runs from base 1 to 3393 and encodes 1130 amino acids.
AUGGCAACCUCCUUGAUUUCCAAAAAAUUGCGCUUCGCCGAAAGCGAUCGUGAUGCCGAGCCCAGUUGGAUUCGCCGUCAGGUCACCGCUGGCCUUCAGUGCGUCUCUCGUCGGGCGUGUGUGCACCCGAUUCAUACCAUCGUCGUGAUUGCGCUGUUUGCCAGCACCACCUACGUCGGUCUGCUUGAAGGCAGUCUCUUUGACGCCUCACGCAACUCCCGGAAUGUUGCCGGACAAGUGGAUGUCGACACCCUACUGCAAGGAAGUCGAUCUCUUCGUCUGGGUGAAUCCACUGCCUGGAAGUGGCAGUCCGAGGAUGCCUGGUUGGACACCGUGCCGGCUACGCAGCCAGUUGCCAAUCAUCUCGCCUUGACUACCUUUGUCUUUCCGGAUUCCGACUCCAAGUCGGCCUCCACUCCCCCCUCUGUUGAGGAUGUUCCGGUUCCCUCAAAUGUCUCCGCCUACUCCGUCCCCCAUACUCCGAACAUGCUCUCGCCGUUCUCCCACGACUCUUCUCUUGUGUACACCGUGCCUUUCGAGCAGGUCCCCGAUCUUUUGAGGGCCGUUCAGGAAAUUCCCAAUCCAGUGGCGGACGAGACCCAGGAGGAGUCGAAGAAAUGGAUCAUGAAAGCUGCACGUGGCCCUACCGGAUCGCGCCUUGCCCUCAAGAUCUGGUUUACCGACAUGUGGAGCUCUUUCGUAGACCUGCUUAAGCAUGCCGAGACCAUCGACAUUGUUAUCAUGGCUCUUGGCUAUCUCUCGAUGCACCUGAGCUUCGUGUCUCUCUUCUUCUCCAUGCGCCGACUGGGAUCUAACUUCUGGUUGGCCACGACUGUGCUUUUCUCUGGUUCCUUUGCUUUCCUGUUCGGUCUCCUGGUGACCACCAAGCUUGGCGUGCCGAUCAACCUCCUUCUCCUGUCUGAAGGAUUGCCGUUCCUGGUUGUGACUAUUGGCUUCGAGAAGCCCAUCAUGUUUACUCGGGCUGUCUUGCGAGCCUCUGUGGACAAUCGCCGGCCUCGGCCUGACGCCGCCCCUCGUCCUUUGUCCUCGAGCACUCCCGGCUCCAUUCAAGACUCCAUUGCUACCGCCAUCAAAGCACAAGGGUUCGAGAUUGUUCAGCACUACUGUAUUGAGAUUGGUCUUCUUACCCUCGGUGCUGUUUCUGGCGUCCAGGGUGGUCUCCAGCAAUUCUGCUUCCUCGCCGCGUGGAUCCUGUUCUUCGACUGUGUUCUUCUCUUUACUUUCUACACCACAAUCCUGUGCAUUAAACUUGAGAUCACUCGCAUCAAGCGCCACGUCGCUCUGCGCAAGGCCCUUGAGGAGGAUGGUAUCACCCACAGCGUUGCCGAGAAUGUCGCCUCCAGCAACGACUGGCCCUCCGCCGGUGCCGCCGGUGCUGAAGCUGAAGCGAGCAUCUUCGGGCGAAAGAUUAAGUCGAGCAACGUGCGACGGUUCAAGUUCCUCAUGGUCGGCGGCCUCGUUUUGAUCAACGUCGUGAAUCUGUCUGCGAUUCCCUUCAGAAACGUUGGAAAUGGUGCUUUGAUCUCUCGUCUGUCCAACGUCAUGUCUCCUGCUCCUAUCGAUCCCUUCAAGGUUGCGGAAAACGGCUUAGACGCUAUCUAUGUGGCCGCGAAGAGCCAGCGACAAGAAACUGUGGUGACCAUCAUUCCCCCCAUCAAGUACAAGUUGGAAUACCCCUCCGUCCACUACGCGACCAAUGAAGACACGAGCUCGUUCGAGAUCGAGUACUCUGAUCAGUUCUUGGAUUGCCGUUGGUGGCAAGGUCCUCGAGAGUCUGCUCAAGAGUGUGGAGGAUCCCAUCAUCAGCAAGUGGAUUAUCGCCGCCCUGACUCUCAGCAUCAUUCUGAAUGGAUACCUUUCAAUGCGGCUCGCUGGAGCAUCAAAGGAACCGAGCCCGCCAAGAUUGCGCCCGAGGAGCCCGUGGCGCCCAAGGUUUACCCCAAGUUUGAGCCUAAUGAGGACAAGUCUACCCGAACCAUGGAAGAGUGCGAGCUGAUGCUGAAGGAAAAGCGAGCUCCUUACCUGACAGACGAGGAAUUGAUCUCCCUGUCCCUCAAGGGCAAGCUUCCUGGUUAUGCACUGGAAAAGACGAUGGAGAAUGAGGAAUUGAUGAGCCGUGUGGAAGCAUUCACUCGAGCUGUUAAGAUUCGCCGCGCUGUGGUUGCCCGCACCCCCUCCACCUCUGCCUUGACCAGCUCACUGGAACGCUCAAAGCUUCCUUACGAGCACUACAAUUACGGGUUGGUCCACGGUGCUUGCUGUGAGAAUGUGAUUGGUUAUUUGCCUCUUCCCCUUGGUGUUGCUGGCCCUCUGAACAUUGAUGGUCAAAAUUACUUCAUCCCCAUGGCCACAACGGAAGGCGUCCUCGUUGCCAGUACCAGCCGCGGCUCCAAAGCUAUCAAUGCUGGCGGUGGUGCGGUAACUGUCUUGACCGGCGAUGGUAUGACCCGUGGUCCUUGCGUGUCCUUCCCAACCUUGGCCCGGGCUGCCGCUGCCAAGGUUUGGAUUGACUCGGAAGAGGGCCGGAGUGUCAUCACUGCAGCCUUCAACUCUACCAGUCGCUUCGCCCGCCUUCAGACCCUCAAGACUGCCCUCGCCGGUACCUAUCUUUUCAUCCGCUUCAAAACCACCACCGGUGAUGCGAUGGGUAUGAACAUGAUCUCCAAGGGCUGUGAGAAGGCCCUCGAUGUGAUGUCCAAGGACUGCGGAUUUGACGACAUGUCUAUCAUCUCGCUCUCCGGUAACUACUGUACUGACAAGAAAUCCGCUGCGAUCAACUGGACCGACGGCCGUGGCAAGUCCGUUGUCGCCGAGGCUAUCGUUCCCGGUCAUAUCGUGAAGAGCGUUCUCAAGAGUGAUGUGGAAGCCAUGGUCGAACUGAACAUCAGUAAGAACUUGAUUGGUUCUGCGAUGGCAGGUAGCUUGGGUGGCUUCAACGCUCACGCGUCCAACAUUGUUUCCGCGAUCUUCCUGGCGACUGGCCAAGAUCCCGCGCAAAACGUUGAGAGUAGCAGUUGUAUCACCACGAUGAAGAACCGCAACGGAGACCUCCAGAUCGCGGUUAGCAUGCCGUGUAUUGAAGUCGGCACCAUCGGCGGUGGAACUAUCCUGGAGGCACAGUCGGCUAUGCUGGAAAUGCUCGGCGUGCGCGGUCCUCACCCCACUCAGCCGGGUGCGAACGCUCGUCAGCUUUCGCGUAUUAUUGCAGCCUCUGUGUUGGCUGGUGAACUCAGUCUGUGCGCUGCACUCGCUGCGGGUCACCUCGUCAAAGCUCACAUGGCUCACAACCGCAGUGCGGCACCGACCCGUUCCUCCACUCCCGUCUCCGCUGCCGUUGGUGCUGCUCGCGGUCUAUCCAUGACCUCUCAAUGA